AUGGGCUCUUCCAGCAACAACAAUCACAAUCAUGCCAUAGACAUCCCUCGUCGGCCAUCCCGCUCGGGAAUGGCAGGGUCGGAACGUCGUCGGUCGACCAAUCUAAACCCGAGUGGUAGCACUGAACCAACUGGGGAUUCCAUCUCCUCAUCCCUGAGCCACCAUGCGCUCCGGAAUUCUAGUCCCUCGAGCCUCGGCGGCAGCCCAAUCAUUGCCACAGGAGAUCCGCAUCAUCAGCGCGCCCCUUCUUUAGGAGAACUGCAUCAGGAGUUAGAACAGGAACAAGAAGCCCAAGUGAACCGACUCUUGCAUAUGAUCCGCAACCAACAGGUUCAGCUGCAGCAAUUACAACAGCAGCAGCAGCCUCACAGCACUGCAAUUGAUGAUUCAACCCCCUCACUCCCGCCUGUUCCACCUUUACCAGCAGCCAGCAUCCGAACAUCCACGCAAAUACCUUCCACCCUGUCCAGUCGUCGGCCAUCGCGACCGUCUAGUCAAGCUGCUUCGCCUAGCCUCCGACCAUUAGUUGACUCACCCCGCGGCACGGAAGGGUUUGAAGGGGUUUCGAGCACGAGUGAAAGUCCGGCACGACGCGGAAGUAGAGAUGAAAGUACCUUUUAUCACGCUGAGGCAAUGAUGCUCACGAGAGAAAACCAAAUGCUUCGGCAGCGUAUUCGUGAAUUGGAACGACAGAUACCGGCGUAUGAAAAGGGCUAUUUGAGCCAGACUGGCUCUACGGGCGCGUGA
Aspergillus tanneri is the source of this 747-nucleotide messenger RNA. RefSeq lists its product as uncharacterized. The coding region runs from base 1 to 747 and encodes 248 amino acids. The transcript is spliced from 4 exons. The record is from RefSeq and is a predicted model, not a curated record. NCBI's taxonomy places the organism in Eukaryota, Fungi, Ascomycota, Eurotiomycetes, Eurotiales, Aspergillaceae.